Messenger RNA from Micropterus dolomieu (smallmouth bass), 654 nucleotides. RefSeq names its product ribosomal protein L22-like 1 (gene rpl22l1). Gene Ontology annotation, molecular function: structural constituent of ribosome; RNA binding. Lineage: Eukaryota; Metazoa; Chordata; Actinopteri; Centrarchiformes; Centrarchidae. Bases 236 to 601 code for a protein of 121 amino acids. Gene Ontology annotation, cellular component: ribosome. The record is from RefSeq and is a predicted model, not a curated record. Gene Ontology annotation, biological process: cytoplasmic translation. The transcript has 4 exons.
UCAUUAUGUACUAAAACAAAAACGUGUUGGAAGUAAAGUUCAGAGUUGAGAGCUUGAGCGGGUUUAUAGGGCAGGAAGCUGAAGCUAGCAGAGUUAGCAUUAGCUCGUAGUAGUUUUGCCGUUUGCUUCCACGUGUUCCAUUCAUCGAUCAAACCGAAGAGGCCGACUGUUGCCAAGAAGUCCAAAAAGGGAGCCGGAUGGAAGUUCACCUUGGACCUGACCCACCCUGUGGAGGAUGGGAUCCUGGACUCUGCAAACUUUGGCUCCCUUCCCUAGCUUCCAAUUUGCUAGGGUUACCUUCCCUAGUGUGUCAUCGUGCUCUGUCCCACAGGAAACCUUCCUCAAGGAGAGGAUAAAGGUCAACGGAAAGACGGGGAACCUGGGAAACAUCGUCCAGGUCGGCCGCAUGAAGAACAAGAUCAACGUCUCGUCUGAGAAGCAGUUCUCCAAAAGGUAUCUCAAGUACCUAACGAAGAAGUACCUGAAGAAGAACAACCUCCGUGACUGGCUGAGAGUGGUGGCGUCUGACAAGGAGACGUACGAGCUGCGUUACUUCCAGAUCAGUCAGGACGACGAGGAGGAGUCGGACGCAGACGAGUAAACGGCUGCCUGUGUGUCAGCAGCUGGAGCAGGAGAAUAAAUGUGGAAAAAGAA